AUGUUCCAUUUACAGGUUCAGAAGAGAGACAAUGAGUCCAAGAAUUCAUAUGAUGAUCACGAGAGUGCCUUGAAUGUCUAUAACCCAGGUCCUUUGGACUCCCAGGCCUGUGCACUACCCACUGCCACCGGUCACAAGGCGCCCCGCAAGCAGCUGGCCACCAAGGCGGCCCGCAAGAGCGCCCCGGCCACCGGCGGCGUGAAGAAGCCUCACCGCUACCGGCCCGGCACCGUGGCGCUGCGGGAGAUCCGCCGCUACCAGAAGUCCACCGAGCUGCUGAUCCGCAAGCUGCCCUUCCAGCGGCUGGUGCGGGAGAUCGCCCAGGACUUCAAGACGGACCUGCGCUUCCAGAGCUCGGCCGUCAUGGCCCUGCAGGAGGCCAGCGAGGCCUACCUGGUGGGGCUCUUCGAGGACACCAACCUGUGCGCCAUCCACGCCAAGCGGGUCACCAUCAUGCCCAAGGACAUCCAGCUGGCCCGCCGCAUCCGAGGCGAGAGGCCUGAAGUCUUGCUCUCUAUCCCUCUGCUCUAACGAAACCAAAGGCUCUUUUCAGAGCCACCGAUAUGAUCAGGAUAGAUCCGCUGCCUGAAAGAGUGAGUGAAUCGUAUUUGAGCGCUUAUUGUGUUGGGGAGAGUACAGUACAGCUGACUUGGUAAGCAUGUUUCCAGUGCACAACGAGCCUUAGAGGGAGUCUUUUGCAUCACACUGACUCAAUCUACAUUCAUCCUGUAAGAGCUGUCUCCCGCUACAAAGUUUGUCCUUGCAGUCAUUAGACCUUUAUCACUGGUCUUUAUCACCUUUAUUCCACAGCACUCAAAGUAAGGGUAGCAUGGCUCCGUUUUUGAUUUUAAAUCAUAGCGAUCGUAGCUCUGUACCAUUCUGUAUAGGCCGAUAGAA
Molecule: messenger RNA, 897 nt
Organism: Ornithorhynchus anatinus (platypus)
Lineage: Eukaryota; Metazoa; Chordata; Mammalia; Monotremata; Ornithorhynchidae
Product: histone H3-like
Exons: 2
Coding region: 1-531 (176 amino acids)
Cellular component (GO): nucleosome
Molecular function (GO): structural constituent of chromatin; DNA binding; protein heterodimerization activity
Source: RefSeq, a predicted model, not a curated record